Molecule: messenger RNA, 2582 nt
Organism: Xiphias gladius (swordfish)
Lineage: Eukaryota; Metazoa; Chordata; Actinopteri; Istiophoriformes; Xiphiidae
Gene: irf5
Product: interferon regulatory factor 5
Exons: 9
Coding region: 291-1772 (493 amino acids)
Biological process (GO): immune system process; regulation of transcription by RNA polymerase II
Cellular component (GO): nucleus
Molecular function (GO): DNA-binding transcription factor activity, RNA polymerase II-specific; RNA polymerase II cis-regulatory region sequence-specific DNA binding; protein binding
Source: RefSeq, a predicted model, not a curated record
UGGUAUACAGGAAGUAGUUCUGCUUGUGUCAAACCUGACUGGCUUGUUCCAGAUCACGGAGCUCCAUCACGUUUCUCUUUUUCUUUUCUGAUUCUUUUAACUGUUUUGCCUGAGAUUCAGUUUGUUUGUUUGUUUGUUUGUUGACAUCCCCCGUGACGCUGCAGAGGAUUAAGAUCUGAACUCGCGACUGUCUGACGACUCGCGGACCAGGACCAGGACCAGUGCAGUGAUGUUUGCAUUGAGUUGACCCUGUUCUCCUGCUCACCCGGUGAUCCCAGUCCCCCUACGCCAUGAGCGUCCAGCCUCGGAGGAUCCGUCUGAAGCCCUGGCUCCUGGCUCAGGUGAACAGCGGCAGGUAUCCUGGACUACAGUGGCUCAGUUCAGAGCAACGACUCUUCCAGAUCCCAUGGAAACAUGCUACACGGCACACACCGACAUCAGAUGAAGAAAACACCAUCUUCAAGGCAUGGGCUCUGGAGACAGGUAAAUAUCAGGAAGGCGUCGAUGAACCCGACCCUGCCAAGUGGAAAGCAAACCUUCGCUGUGCUCUGAAUAAGAGCAGAGAGUUUCAGCUAAAAUAUGAUGGCACUAAAGAGACUCCUGUCCAACCAUACAAAAUCUACGAGGUCUGUGAGCAGCCAGGGAACACAGAUGGUGUCGAUGAUGAGGAUGAGGAGAUGCCCAACCUGAUGGACCUCACCAUCAACCCCAGGAUCAGUGACCCUCCCUCCUUCAGCUCCUUCCCGGCUCAUUCAGAAGUAAAUCAGUUCAGUUUAUCUUCCAAAAGGACGUUUGGACGUCCUCAUGUGAUCCCGAUGCCCCUCCUCCCCGACAGCGUCCUCCCUAUGACCUCUGACCUCCAGGUUCGGGGUCAGAUGGUGGAUCAGGGGAACUUCAUCCAUCCUGCAGGACUCCCUAACGGGAUCCAGGACCUGAACUCUCUCCCCCACUCAGCUGCCUCUGCUCCCGCUGGGCCGGACCUGAUGGAGGCCAGCAGCAUGGGAGGCAUUGAGAAUCCAGGAGAUCCUCAGAACCAUCAACCCUGCAAGUACGACCUGCUGAGCAGCGUCCCACUAACAGAUCUGGACCUGAAGUUCCAGUACCGGGGCCGGCCCAUGGGCUCUCUUACAGUCAGUAACCCUCAGGGCUGCCGGCUGUACUAUGGACACCUGGAGCCAACCCCGGAGCAGGUGGACCUGUUUGGACCUGUCACCCUGCAGCAGGUCCUGUUCCCAGGGACGUCUGAGAUCCAGAACCAGAAGCAGCGGUUCUACACUGAGGCCCUGCUGGACGUGAUGGACCGAGGUCUGAUCCUGGAGAUCUGGGAACAGGACAUCUACGCCAUCCGCCUCUGUCAAUGUAAGGUUUUCUGGUCCGGACCAGGCAUGCCAGAACAGGGUCCACCAAACCCCAUGGAGAGGGAGAAGAAGAUCAGAGUGUUCAGCCUCAAUGAUUUCCUGCAAGGACUGAUCCUGUUCCAGAAAGGCGAAGCUCAGAACCCUCCACCCUUUGAGAUCUACUUCUGUUUCGGGGAGGACUGGCCCGACAAGAGACCCAAAGAGAAGAAACUCAUCAUUGUCCAGGUGGUUCCUGUGGUGGCUCGGAUCCUGACUGAGAUGUUCUCUGGAGAACUCAGCUGGUCCACAGACAGCAUCCGACUACAGAUCUCAAACCCUGACGUGAAGGACCAGACGGUGGAGCAAUUUAAAGAGCUGCAGAGGCUCCUACAGAGCCAACACAUCCAGGGGCCCUGGAACCCCAGCGUCCCCUGAUCAACACACCCAGGGGCCCUGGAACCCCAGCGUCAACCUGAUCAACACAUCCUGGGACCCUGGAACCCCAGCGUCAACCUGAUCAACACAUCCUGGGGCCCUGGAGCCCCAGCGUCCCCUGACCUACACAUCCUGGGGCCCUCGACCCACAACGUGUCCUGGAUCCCAAGUAUCCCCUGAACACCAGGACUCUGACAAGGGGGACGGUUGAUCAUCAGCUCCGAGACUCGUGGAGGCUCAGGAGGACCUAGCAGUGGAUCCACUUCCUUUCUAGAGCCCCCGUACUCUUCAGGUGUUGGUAUUAACCUCUGAAAUGGUCCUUUAAAUUAACCCUUCAUGCUGUGAUGUCCUGAUGAGUUCGGGUUGAUGCUGCUCUGUUUGUUUCUUCAGUAUCUGUUAAAGCUUUCAGCAGAUUAUUGAGGAUCGAUCAAAACUAAUGAGAACCAACAUCAGAACAGCUGAAAAUGACGUCAAAGUAUUUCAAAGAAAAACCUCCCACCAUGAAACCCGUUUUUAACUUUUCAUCCAAUUUGUUCAACUGAACUUUGGUUAAAGAAAAUCUCAUCUUAAGAGAAACAAACUUCAACUUGUUGAUUCAUCAGCUGAUCUCAGCUCAGUUUUAAAGAAAAUGAAAUCAGUGGUUUUCUCUGUAUGAGCUGACAAUGAUCAUCAGUGUUGAACUGAUGAAUUAACCUCUUACAUGUUUAAUCACCUCAAACACAUCAUUUUGUUUUUAAACCAUUUUCCAUCAUAUCAGUAGGUUUCCUCGCUGAGUGUAUUCAUGAUUUCAAUAAACACCGCUGCAGUAUU